Toxotes jaculatrix (banded archerfish) is the source of this 1705-nucleotide messenger RNA. It is a transcript of the gene sftpbb, whose product is annotated as surfactant protein Bb. The coding region runs from base 96 to 1181 and encodes 361 amino acids. Gene Ontology annotation, biological process: sphingolipid metabolic process. The transcript has 11 exons. Lineage: Eukaryota; Metazoa; Chordata; Actinopteri; Toxotidae. The record is from RefSeq and is a predicted model, not a curated record. Gene Ontology annotation, cellular component: lysosome.
UCAACCUGUAUUUCCGGUGCGACCCAAACAGCCGCACUGAUGUUAUUGUGACCAAAAUCAUCUGCGCUUCAUAUCGUUUUGUGCCCCUUCGCAUCAUGUCAGCAUCUGGGUUUGUGCUGGUGAUACUGGCAGCGUCUCUGAGUCCCGGAGACUCCAGGUUCAUCAUAGACCCUUUGUCGCUCAUCAGACAGAAAUCUCUGACACUGGACGUCUGUUCAGAGUGCAGCCAGAUCAUCCAGCUGUCCGCCAACAUGAUUUCCAGCACAGAUACUAAGGAGACUGUAUAUGAAACCUUGCAUGCUCUCUGCCAAAGCCUCCCAAAAGAACAGGCAUCAGAGUGUGAUUCACAGGUGAAGAUGUAUUUGCCCAAAGUCCUGCAGCAAACACCUGGUCACCUGAAACCACGUGAGACCUGUAUGGUUUUUGGACUUUGUGCUGCCCACAAGGAGGAAACGUCCCCACUGCUGAAACUUCCCCAACAUGCCACCGAUAAAGACGUAUCCAGACCUGCACUUGGCACAGCUGUCAGCAACCAUGAGCUGUUCAACCCAGCUUGCAGCCUGUGUUUGUUUAUCAUCAAGAAACUGGAGACCCUUUUGCCCCAAAAUAUGACUGAGGAUGCUUUAAUGAAGCUCAUGGGAGAGGUCUGCAAUCUUGUGCCUCACAGCUAUAAGGACAAAUGUGACGAUUUCAUCAGCAAAUAUGGUGUACAGAUAGUCGAAUUCCUCUUAUCGUCUGCUGCGCCCCACACAAUAUGUACUCUUUUGCAUCUCUGUUUGUUCAAGGAGCAGCCUCUUCCAGAGGUGUCCUUCCCCUCGGACUGUGAGUCUUGCCGCACGCUGGCUGUGCUGAGCCGACUCUACCUGGAUCGUAACUCCUCUGAACCUCAGACUUCCUCUUUUCUGCACUCUGUGUGUGUCGAUCACCCCAAUGCCAUCCCUAAGUGCGAGGCUUUCACCAGAAUCUAUGGAUCUCGACUGCAAAAGGUUUUGGGAAACCAAAUGGAUGUUCCAUAUGCUUGUGAAAGAGCAGAUCUGUGUGUUGCUUCGAAGAAGCUGGAGCCCCUGGGAAAGAAUCAUUGCACUUGGGGACCAAGCUACUGGUGCAAAGACAUCGAAACUGCUCGGAAGUGUGGUAACCAAGCUUUCUGUGAGAAAUAUAUGUGGGGGAAGAACGAGUGAACCAAACUGACUGCAACUCUGAAGAUAUGUGCAGUCAAAGAACUUUCUUUUCACAAAUUCUUACACUGUUAAAUGUUUUAUAAAUGUAAUGCACUGAACUUUUUACUUACUUUUUAGGGACAUUAUUCAUUUCAUAUGCUAUUUCAAUCAAUCAGCCAUAAAUAUUGAUCAUGAAGUACUCUGGUUUGCACGAAAUCAAGAAGUAACGUGUCACAAGACUGGGCCUGGGAUUCAGUCUAAGACAUCAGUUUCUGCAGCUGUUAACGGUUUUGUGAAGUGUUAUUCUAUAUAUUUCACUAUGUAUUGUCAUUAUGACUAAAAAAAAACUUUGUCCCUAUGUUAGCUGUAAGGUGAACUCAGUAUGUAUUAAAGACAGUUUGGACAAUUGUCUACGCCACUCUGUUGCAAAGCUGCUUAUCUUAAUUUAUUGCUGUUCAAUGAGCCCUGGUGCUAAUAAGCACAUAACACUCCUAGACCUUAAAUGAAAUCAAAAGUUUUGUCAUUAAAUUCUACAUACAGACAGA